AUGUAUUUACCACGCCAUGCUGUAUCUCCCUUCAACUUUGAGCCGGUCUCUUUGGAAAACAAUGGGCAGAGAAUCCUGGCGAUCACUGGCUUUUUCACCGCAUUUGCUUGUACGGCAGUUAUCUUACGAAUGUACGUGAGAAUCGCAAUACUUAAAUCUACUGGUAUGGAUGACUAUGCGAUGAUUUGUGCUGCGAUAUGCUCGGUGGUAGCAUUCGUCUUCUAUGUGCUGGAAGUACAUGCUGGAGUAGGAGAGCACAUCGGAAAUCCUCAUCUCAUCUCCAAUUUACAAGAGAUUUUGCAUUAUAGCUAUUUUCAUGGUUGGAUCAUUGUCGUCGGUAUUAGUGCAGUGAAAAUAUCUGUUGGGUUCUUUCUCAUUAGGCUAGUCCAAGGGAAAUGGUUCAAACGUUCUAUCAUUAUUUGGAUGUGCUUUUUGUUCAUCUUUACUUUGGCUUGCGUAGGCACAUUGAUCUUCCAAUGCACUCCGAUCGACGCCGCUUGGGAUUUUUCUCUUCGUGCAAGUCCCAGAACGAGAUGUUACGACCUUGAUAUUUUUCGUAGUAUUGGUCUGUUUAACGGUGCGGUCAACAUUUUCACGGAUUUUCUUUUCGCUACUCUGCCGGUCCCUAUAAUUCUAGGUUUGAGCAUCAAUCUCAGAACCAAGAUUUCGCUAAUAUGUAUUCUUGGGCUGGGUUAUUCUGCUUGCGCUGCGUCUAUAAUAAAAGAGUAUCUGCUUUCAUCAUUCUUCGAGAAUACGGAUUCUUUCUUCAAUAACUCGUUCAACAUUUGGAACAGCGUGGAACUCAAUACCGGAAUCCUAGCUGCCUCUCUACCCCCACUGCGACCUCUUUUCUCGUCGCUUCUCGACACAGCCUCAUCAAUCAAAACCCGAACGUCCAUGAGACUAGGCCGGCGGCCAUCAAAAAGCGAUAUCAUGAUCUUACAUGCGAAGACUCAUCGUAAUUAUCGAUUCUGCCAACCACGAGAUGAUGGCCAUGAUCCGAAAAUCAGCCUUCCAUUGAGUUUGGGUCAUGACAAAGAAGAGGGUAUGAACGGCAGAGAUACAAUGGCGAACAUUCCUAUGGGACCUAAGCCAACUUAUGGGAUUUAUAUCCAAGGAGGGGGAAGAGAAAGAAGUAGGUUAAGUGUCGAAGAGGAGAAGAGUUUGUGGAGACGUGACAGUGGGAUUAGUGCUGGCAGUAGUAGGAUGAGUAAGUUGGAAAAGCUUGAGGUGGAAUUGGAGGUUGAGGGGAUUAGAUACGCCCGGAGAGAAAGGGAGAGGGUGAGAAGGGGAAGAACGGAAAGGAGGGCAAGAAGGGUCGGAAUCAUGAGAACGGUGGAAGUAAGCGUUACAAGAUGA
Molecule: messenger RNA, 1359 nt
Organism: Glarea lozoyensis ATCC 20868
Lineage: Eukaryota; Fungi; Ascomycota; Leotiomycetes; Helotiales; Helotiaceae
Exons: 5
Coding region: 1-1359 (452 amino acids)
Source: RefSeq, a predicted model, not a curated record